CGCUCAUCUGUCGGUUGGCCUUCGGCCAAAAUCGCCACCAGCUCCAGCUCAGGAAGCACAAACACCCUCUUAUCGCCGGAAGUUACCCGCUCUCACCGCCGAGGCACUUCAGCGCCUUCAAAGCUGUUCUUCUCCAGCAGCUCCUCCAGCAGCUCCUUCAGCCUUUGACGACGAGACAUUGCGAUAACUGAGAAUGACUUCUAUCGGAACAGGUUAUGAUUUAUCAAAUAGUGUGUUUUCUCCUGAUGGAAGAAACUUCCAGGUCGAAUACGCUGGCAAGGCUGUUGAAAACGCUGGCACUUCGGUGGGUAUAAAGUGCAAAGAUGGCGUUGUCUUUGCCUUUGAAAAAAUAAUAAGCUCGAAAUUGCUAGUUCCUGGCAAAAACAAGAAGAUUCUUUCAAUAGACAAACAUGUUGGCCUAAUUGCUUCGGGCUUGAUUCCUGAUUCACGUCACUUGGCUAAUAGAGCGAGACAAGAAUCAAAAAAUUACAGGUCCUUCUACAAAUCUCCAAUCCCAAUUCCCUACUUGGUUGACAGAAUUGGCAAUUACGUUCAGGCACACACCUGUUACAAUUCUGUCAGACCCUUUGGUAUCAUGUCAAUUAUAGGUGGUGUCGAUGAGGAUGGCCCUCAUCUUUAUAUGAUUGAACCAUCUGGUGUUUACUGGGGUUAUUUGGGCGCUGCUGCCGGCAAGGGCAGACAGAUUGCAAAGUCUGAAUUGGAAAAGUUGGAUUUACCAAACAUCUCUUGUAGAGAUGCUCUCAAAGAGGCUGCAAGAAUUAUAUAUUUAGCUCAUGAAGACCAAAAGGACAAAGAGUUCGAAUUAGAAAUGAGUUGGAUCAGCUUAACUGAAACAAACGGCCGCCAUCAAUUCGUUCCAGAAGAUUUAUUAAAACAAGCAAAGCUUUUAGCUGAAGAAAGUGACGAGGAAGAAGAAGAAGAUGAAGAUGAAGAAAUGCAAGAGAACUGAAAUUGUUUUUUUUUUUUGAAAAUCACAUUCUAGACUUUUAAUUAAAUUAAAUUAAAUUAAAUUAGAUUAAUAAAUCAAUAUUUUCAUUAAUAACUUUCUUUUGAUUUUUUGGUUGUUUUUUUCCAUUUGGCAUUUUUCUUGUUUAUUUUUUAGAUCGUAUAUUUGCUCUUAAUUGAAUUUUCAGGUUCCAAUAGCUCCAGUAUUAUAUUUUUCUAUCUAUUAUUCUAAUACACAAAACCCAAUAACAAUUUUGUGAUUUUGUAAUUUUAUAAACCCCUUAACGAAUUGAU
Molecule: messenger RNA, 1260 nt
Organism: Ascoidea rubescens DSM 1968
Lineage: Eukaryota; Fungi; Ascomycota; Saccharomycetes; Ascoideales; Ascoideaceae
Gene: PRE10
Product: proteasome core particle subunit alpha 7
Exons: 2
Coding region: 194-970 (258 amino acids)
Biological process (GO): ubiquitin-dependent protein catabolic process
Cellular component (GO): proteasome core complex, alpha-subunit complex; proteasome core complex; nucleus
Source: RefSeq, a predicted model, not a curated record